AGCCUGCUCUAUAUCUAUGGGCCCAAGGGGAGCUCACCCAUUAGCCUGAUUUCCAGGAGAACCAGCACUCAGUUCCACCGGAGCAACAACGCAGACUAGGAAACAUGGGUCUGAAGCUGCUCAAGUCCCGACUUUGCCUUUUGCUGCUGCUGGGACUUGUUCUAAUGCUUGCCUCAUGCCAGCAGCCAACCCCUUCCCAGAAGUUUAACAUCCAGCAUAUCUAUAACAGCACCUACCCCCGAUGUGAUGAUGCAAUGCGUGUCGUUAACAAGUUAAAAAGAAACUGUAAGCAACUAAAUACUUUUCUUCAUACAACUUUUGCUGAUGUUGUCCUUGUGUGUGGCAAUCCAAAUACCAUCUGCAAAGAUGGGAUAAGUACAAAUUGUCAUGAUAGUUCAUCUCGGGUAUCUAUAACUGUCUGCAACCUCACAACCCCAGCCAGCCAUUAUACCCAAUGCAGAUACCAAACGACAGGAUCAGUGAAGUACUACACAGUUGCCUGUAACAGGAGAACUCCACGGGACAGUCCCAUCUAUCCAGUGGUUCCCGUUCACUUGGAUAAGACAUUUUAGCUCCAGUGUCAGCACUUUGUGCCUUCACUCAUCUGCUAAAGACAAGAUCAUCGUGGUGAAGAACCAGUUCCUCUGCGCUGCAAAUCAGCACCGGUCCUCAUGAAGCCUGUCCCUGACUCCCUUUAAUUUACCUGAAUAGAUCUCUUCUAAACAAUAAACACCUUUGCAUUCUCAUCAA
This is a messenger RNA of Apodemus sylvaticus (European woodmouse), 750 nucleotides long. RefSeq names its product ribonuclease 2B-like. The record is from RefSeq and is a predicted model, not a curated record. Gene Ontology annotation, biological process: chemotaxis; innate immune response in mucosa. NCBI's taxonomy places the organism in Eukaryota, Metazoa, Chordata, Mammalia, Rodentia, Muridae. Gene Ontology annotation, molecular function: nucleic acid binding; RNA nuclease activity. Bases 105 to 572 code for a protein of 155 amino acids. The transcript is spliced from 2 exons.